Anas platyrhynchos (mallard) is the source of this 4374-nucleotide messenger RNA. RefSeq names its product mutS homolog 5 (gene MSH5). The record is from RefSeq and is a predicted model, not a curated record. Gene Ontology annotation, biological process: mismatch repair; chiasma assembly. Gene Ontology annotation, cellular component: nucleus. Lineage: Eukaryota; Metazoa; Chordata; Aves; Anseriformes; Anatidae. Gene Ontology annotation, molecular function: mismatched DNA binding; ATP-dependent DNA damage sensor activity; ATP binding.
GAAAAGCAGCCAAGGGAAAACUGAGUUUGGAGCAAUUUAUGGAGCACUGCUUGCAAUGGUUGCAAUGAGAUACAGAUGGUGAAAGAAAGGAUUAAACAACACAGGUGCAUGGGAGAGUUCAUUUAUUUGAAAGUGUCUGCAGCAGUAGGGAAGAAAGAGAGGAGUUAUUUCUAUCUGGGAAAGCUGUAGAUGCUGCUUACAGAGAGAUGCUGUACUUGGGUGCUGGAGGAGGAGGAGGAGGAGGAUGCCUGUGGAGGGAUGGGCCUGUGCAAAUGGGCCUGCAGAAGGCCAGGCUGCCUCUGUGGCAGUCACUGGCAGAGGCAGGCCGUGGGGAGAGGGCUCGGCCCAGCGCGCAUCUCCCUCCUGACAGGAUCAGGAGCCAAGCUCCAGUCUGGAGAAGGAAGGGGAGAAAAGGGGGUGAGAUCAGAGUUUUGGACUUCAUGAAGUAGCAGCAGCUAAGAGGAGCUGCCUGCCUGUGAGUGAGGAGGUGGCACUUUCCUGUACUUUUUGUGUCUACUGCCUCCUGCCUGUCAGUGAGUAUCACUGAGGAGGAUCUGGCUCUGUCUUCUGCACUCCCCCCAUCAGAAUGAGUUCGACAUCAACCACAAGCUGUCCCUUGCCGUCACUGCUUGUGCCCGAACAAGAGGACCAGGAGUGUUCUGAGACACAUAUGUCUGUUCUGUGGUAUGCAGGGCAGUUUGCAGUUACUUACUAUGAUACAGAAGACUGCUCAGUUUACUUCAUGCCUGACACACCUGAUAAUGAAGACCUUGACCUACUGCAAAAAGUAGUUGAGGAAGUUCAUCCUCAAUGCAUAGUGACAAGCGCAAAACAGGACCAGAAUAUUGCCAAAUUCCUGGCUGACCUAACAGCUAGUGAUAGUGAUAAAGAUGUGGGAAAACCAGAAAUUGUCUUGUUUCCUAACACAGACUUUGGCCUAGAAGUCGGCAAACAACGAAUCCUAUCUAGGCAAUUUCCAUUCAUCCCAUCCCAUAUGACUGCAACAGAGAAAAUUCUCUACUUGUCCUCGGUCAUCCCUUUUGAGAGCCCACUUGUAAUACGAGCUCUAGGAGGGCUCCUUAAGUUCCUAGACAGGAGAAGGGUUGGAAUUGAGCUAGAAGAAAGCAGUGUUGUGGUUCCUAUUUUGGCCUUUAAAAAGUUUGUGCUGUCAGAUACUGUGAAUAUGGACCAAGACGCUUACUGUGUCCUACAGAUAUUUAAAAGUGAUAUCCAUCCUUCUGUGUACAAGCUGUCUAGUGGAUUAAAAGAAGGAUUCAGUUUAUAUGGGAUUUUAAACCGCUGCAGGUGCAAAUGGGGAGAAAAACUACUGAAGCUGUGGCUUACACGACCUACUCGGAACUUGACAGAGCUAAACAAACGGCUGGAUGUUAUCCACUUCUUCCUGCUGGCUCAGAACCAUGAAACAGUCCUCACCCUUCAAGACUGUCUCAGGAAUAUAAAAAAUGUGCCUCUUAUUCUAAAAAGAAUGACUCUUUCCCAUACAAAAGUUAGUGACUGGCAAGCUCUCUAUAAGACACUGUAUAGUGCAGUGUGCCUUAGAGACACGUGCCGUUCUCUGCCCAGUAACAUCGAACUCUUUCAGACUAUUUCACGUGUCUUCACUGAUGACCUGCACUACAUCGCCAGUCUCAUCAGCAAAGUGGUGGACUUUGAAGGCAGCAUCUCAGAGAACCGCUUCACUGUUAGACCUAAUGUGGAUCCCACCAUUGAUGAAAAGAAACGAAGGCUCAUGGGACUGUCAGACUUUCUUACAGAAGUGGCACGGAAAGAACUGGAAACCUUGGACGACCAUAUUCCUUCCUGCUGUGUGAUCUACAUUCCUCUGAUUGGGUUCCUUCUCUCCAUUCCACGGCUACCAACUAUGGUGGAGAAGAGUGACUUUGAAAUUGAAGGCUUGGACUUCAUGUUUUUGUCAGAGGAUAAACUGCACUACAGAAGUGCGAGGACUAAGGAGCUAGACAGCCUGCUGGGUGACUUGCACUGUGAGAUAAGAGACCAGGAAACACUAAUUAUGCACCAGCUGCAGACAAAGAUCUUGGAGAAGUCUGACGUGCUUAGCAGCGUGAUCGAGUACACUGCACACCUUGACGUGCUGCUGGCUUUGGCAGUGAUGGCUCGGGAGAACUCCUACUGCCGGCCGCGCUUUACUCACCGCCACGGCUUCCACAUCAAGGAAGGGAGACACCCGCUCAUGGAACUAUGCGCAAAGACUUUUGUGGCCAAUCCUGUGAACAGCGGUGAGGCUGCCAGGCGAAUAAAGAUCAUCACAGGGCCCAACUCAUCUGGAAAGAGCGUCUACUUAAAGCAAGUAGGUCUUAUAGUAUUUAUGGCUCUGAUUGGCAGUUACGUCCCUGCAGCCGAGGCAGAGAUUGGAGCAAUUGACGGGAUUUACACAAGAAUCCACAGCAGGGAAUCUGUUUCUGUAGGGCUCUCCACUUUCAUGAUUGAUCUUAACCAGGUUGCCAAGGCAGUAAACAAUGCUACAGAGAGGUCCUUGGUGCUUAUUGAUGAGUUUGGUAAAGGGACCAACACACUGGAUGGGCUGUCCCUUCUGGCUGCCGUACUGAGGUACUGGAUCAAUCAAGGAACCCGCUGUCCGCAGGUCUUUGUCUCCACGAAUUUUCACAGCUUGAUGCAGCUAGAACUCCUGCCUGCCUCACCUCUGCUGGAGUACCUGACCAUGGAGACCCACCAAGAUGGAGAUGAGUUGGUAUUUUUCUAUCAGAUCAAACAAGGCGUGUCCACUGUCAGUCAUGCUGCCAACAUCGCUGCGUUAGCUGGAAUGCCAGCCAAAAUUAUUGAAAGAGGAGUGGAAGUAUCGGAACUGAUUCGCAAUGGAAAAGCUAUCAAACGUAUCGAUCACCCUUCAAAAGGAGACCAGAUGGAAAAAUGCAAGUCUGUUGUGGAAAAGUUUCUUUGCCUAGACCUUGAUGAUCCCAAUCUGGACUUAGAAGAGUUCAUGCGUAAAGAGGUGCUGCCUUCUGCAGCCUCAAUUCUGUAACACAGCUACGUGUAGAAGCAUGAAUUACAUGGUAUCCACCAUGUUUAGCAGGACAGUUGAGUAAUUUAAGCAAUGAUGACUAACAGCUUACACUACAUUUCACUUGUAAAAAACUGUCUGUAGUGUACGUCCUUUCUUAUUGUUUAAAAAAAGUAUUGUAGUUAAACAUCUCUGCAAUAUGGUGUAUGAUAUGAAAACAAGAAGGCUGAACAAAGAGAAUUCAAGAACCUCUUCCACCUGUUGGAUUAUACAGUCUGUGCUUUUUGAGCCCCUGUUGUUAGAUCCCCAGACUGAAAAAAAUACUGUAGAAAAAUCACAAAAUAUUUCUGCUGGUCUCAAGAGACUGUAUAAGCAAAGUGUUUAUUGUUUUGUGUUUGUGUCAAAGGGAUUGUUUCAGCUAUUUUAAGAUCAGCAUCAAAAGAUUACAAAUAAGUGCCUCAGACUCCCAGAUCAGCAAGUAACAGUUGGCACAAUACAAACCUCUGAAGUAAAGGCUGAUGAAUGGAAAUAUAGAGAGGAAUUUAAUGAGCUCUGUGGCUCUUUCUUACACUUUUCUUAAAACAGCAUUUCUGUCUAAAAUGCCAGAGAUCCCAAGAGUUGCUAUAAAAAGAAUACUGGAAGUCAGAAUCAGCAGGGACUGAUUACAGGGGAAGCACUUUGGUUUUACUGAGAAUAACUCUCUUCUCUUCAGGUCCUAUAUUACUAUCUAUAGGACUUGUAGGACUAUUGUAAGACUACUGUCUAUACUGUAUGAGUAUAAAUAAAAACAAAAUUACAAGUCUAGGAAAUGGAAAACUAUACUAAGGACGUAAGACAGAAACUGGCAUUUUAUAGUCUAUUUUAAAGUACUGAGUAAAAGUUAUGGUUAAGGGAAUAAUACCAGAGCCAUAGCAUUCCCCUUCACUUCUGUCAGUGCAAAUGAUCUUUACUGAACACAGCGUUUGAUGAAUUAGUAUGCCAAAAAUAUUCAGGAACAAAUUCAUGAAGCAGCAGACACGAUAUCUAAGUACCACAGAAGUAAUAACCUUCCCUGCAAUGGGAUAAGUGCCUGAGAUUCCUUAUCUAAGAGUAAGACAGAAGAGACAUUAGAUUUCUAACCGACUGCCAAAACUUGCUAUAACUGCUCACAAUAUGGCCCAUAAAAGACAUCAGCAGAUAUAUUACAUCUCUCUUCACUUGUAUCCGAUUUCAAGAACCAAAAAUAUUAAUGUCACAUACAGUGAGAGAAAAAAUACAUGAGGAAAAAAUAAUUAUCUUCACACUAUCAGUAUUAAACAUCUUAUUUGCUUGGUAUGUUUCACUGAAGAUAGCAAAAAGACGAAUGUGUCUACCAAAAGUUGUGAAUUCAGAAA